UAUGAAAUUCAGUGGGAACUCCUUCUCGGGUGCACGUGUAAAGCACUCUACAGUUGUCAUCGGCAUUAGGAAAUAACAUGUGAUGGUGUUUUCCAGGACGAGAGCGUUGAUACUAUUUCAUUACUUUCUUCUCUAAACUCCCAGCUUGGCUUCCUCUCAUAACAAGAACUCGAAGACCGGAAGCAAUUGAUCUUCAAAGCGGGAAUAAAAAGCAAAACCAUAUUCUCCGUCACUAUCUAUAAUUUGUGCAUAUUAGGAAAGAGAGGGAGAUCGACCGCGGAAUCCCAAUUUGAUGCCGCACAAAGUGUGGAGAUGGUGGCACGUUCGAAUGGGGAUGAACGAGCUUCACAGUUCAAGGUAAUGGAACGCCUCACGAAGCUCCUCGUCGUCGUUGCCAUCAUCGUCCUGCCCAACCCUUUGCGCUUGCUUAUACGGUAGCAGAUAAUAGUGGCUACGGUCUCUCAUGUGCCAAGAUCACCGCCACUGUAGCCGCACGUUUUGAGGUGUGCAGGGUUGCGACAUUGCAGUUUGCUUAGAAAUGACGAGGGAUGAAUGCACCUGUCCUGCCGACGUCGCGCUGCAGCAUCAUGGUUCGCCACGACAUGCAGGGCGUGUGAGAACAAGGCGACUUAGUGUCAAUGGCCUCAGUGCCCAAGCGAAGCUGGAAGGUAACGUCGACGGAGGGACCGCCGUGCCUCUCCUCUCCUCCCAAAUUCUUACAUGAUGGGGGAAAAACCUAGAUGGCGCAGUGGUGCUGCUAAGGGGAACCUUGGAGCGAUGGCGGUGUCAUGGAGGUUGGUGUGGGCCGUCAUGCUAAGUGGCUCGCUGCUCUGCUAUGUCAUGGUGUUGAUGGGAUCUGCCUCGUGCAGGUCAAACGUGGGGUUCGAGGGUUCUGAUGCCCGAAAUUUUGCCAACUCCGGGAAACUUUCGACAAAUGGUGCCGAUGGGGUGGAUCUGGCACUGUGGUCUGGGGAUGUUCGAGAUCUUUCCACGGCAUGGAACCGGCUGUGUUAUGGAUCUAAGCCGCCGCAGAGGAUUAAUAUCGCAUUAUUCGUGAAGAAGUGGCCUACUGGUGGUACGCCGGGAGGAUUGGAGCGCCACGCCAUGACGUUGCAUCGGGUGCUUGCGGACCGCGGUCACGUUGUGCAUGUGUUUACGAUGAGGCAGCCGGGUGCAACUACAAGUGACGAGGAUGAGGAAGCUCAGGAGGAGCAACGGCAUCCCAACAUGCACUUACAUUUCGUGAAGCCGAACGCAGGAGGUGGGUUCGAUCACAGCAGAGCGUGGGAGAAGUUCUCUGAGAUAAAUGCUACCCAUCCUUUUGAUAUUGUGCACUCAGAGAGUGUCGCGUUGCCUCACUGGCGGGCGCGCGAAAUUGAGAAGCUUGCCGCAUCGUGGCAUGGAAUAGCCUUCGAGGUCAUUCACAGUGAUAUCGUACAGGACCUGAUUCGCAAGCCUGGAGAGCCUCGUUCUCAAGAGCUAUCGCAGAGUAUGGGCGGGCGCUUGGCACGGGUCGCAGACGAAGUGCGAUUCUUUCCUAGUUACAAGCACCAUGUUGCAACUAGUGACUACGUUGGGGACGUACUGCGCACGAUCUAUGAGCUUCCUCUACAGAAGGUACAUAUUAUUCUCAACGGCGUCAACGAGCAGGAGUUUCGUCCAAACCCCUUUGCAGGAGCUGCGUUCAGGGCGAAGUAUGGGGUCCCGGAGAAUGCGAGUCUGGUGCUUGGAGCUGCUGGACGAUUGGUGCGAGACAAGGGUCAUCCACUCCUAUUUGAGGCAUUCUCUGAAAUCCGGAAGAAGCACAAGGAUGUGUAUUUGUUAGUAGCGGGAUCCGGGCCGUGGGGUGAUCGUUACGAGGAGCUUGCGCCGAAUGCAAAAACCCUUGGGCCUCUGACGCCCUUGCAGCUUGCAGAUUUUUAUAAUGCGGUUGACAUCUUCGUGAAUCCGACCCUUCGAUCUCAAGGGCUGGAUCACACCCUUUUGGAAGCAAUGCAAUGUGGUAAACCACUACUGGCCACCCAUUUUUCAAGUAUCGUUUGGAGUGUCAUAACCGAUCCGACAUUCGGUUACACCUUUUCUCCCAACGUCGAAUCGCUUGUCGCAGCACUCGAGCAGGUUGUCACAGAUGGAAAGGAAAAGUUGUGGGAGAAAGGCCAGACGUGCCUUGCAUACGCCUCCAAAAUGUUCACAGCCAAGAAGAUGGCAUCCGCUUACGAGCGCCUCUUCCUUUGUAUGACAAACGAGACCCAUUGCAUGUAUCCCUUACCCAUCGACGAACAGGAAUGCCGCUCGAGGAAACAUGGAAGACGUGCUCUUUUAUAAUGUCAUCGUCGGAAUUUCGGAGUGUAAAAAUUAAAAUCUCUGUUCUGAGACGUAGCGCGAUUUUUUGAUUUGAUUUACAGUUUCUUUCAUUUUCAUUUUCAUUUUCAAACUAGGAAUUGAUGGCUUAGUCUUGUUAGUAGACUCAGUGUACGGAUUUUACUAGUUUACAUCUCUCGAUGGGUACACUCUGCGACUUUAGUUGCAUCUCAAAUUUUGAAGCAAGGUUUAGACCUGGGGAUUAUUAAGCUGAUUUGCUUUCUGUGCAUUUUGGUGCCUAAAUGAGGUAUACGACAUGAGCAAUUCGGAAAUGAGCAUAUAGAUUUCAGAGUUUUUUGGUACGUAGCGUAAAGAACUAUCCACAUCCGUUGCUCUCCGAUACAUGAAGUACGCUAUAAGGCAGGCAGAGACUAUUCGGACGUUUGGACUGAUCUAAUGGCCCCCGACAGACAGCUCUCCUCUAAGAGACUGCGGAAAGUAAUGGCUAUCUCUGCAGCAUGGAGUCUUCUGGGCGUUUAAUUAAACUUCAGAGAGCAACAAAUGUCAUGAAUAAUGACAAUGUGUAACUAUUUUUACAGUAACCAUUGCAUGUUUAAUUUUCA
Molecule: messenger RNA, 2924 nt
Organism: Physcomitrium patens
Lineage: Eukaryota; Viridiplantae; Streptophyta; Bryopsida; Funariales; Funariaceae
Source: RefSeq, a predicted model, not a curated record